This is a messenger RNA of Perca fluviatilis (European perch), 1915 nucleotides long. Its product is annotated as tripartite motif-containing protein 35-like. Lineage: Eukaryota; Metazoa; Chordata; Actinopteri; Perciformes; Percidae. The transcript has 6 exons. The coding region runs from base 1 to 1437 and encodes 478 amino acids. Gene Ontology annotation, molecular function: protein binding; zinc ion binding. The record is from RefSeq and is a predicted model, not a curated record.
AUGGCAGGCAGGCUCUCGCUCCCAGAGGUGGACCUCUCCUGUUCCAUAUGCUGCGAAAUCUUCAGGGACCCAGUGGUCCUCAAGUGCAGCCACAGCUUCUGUGCACCCUGUCUGCAGCAGUACUGGACUCAUGGUGGACUGAGCCGUGACUGCCCUCUGUGCAGAACCCAGAGCGUGGAUGACCCUGUGCCUAGUCUCACCCUGAAGAACCUGUGUGAGGCUUACAUCCAGGAGAGUGAGGGUCUGGAUGACACGGCGGGAGAGCUGUACUGUGAUCCAGGGGAAAUGUGCCCUCUUCACGGGGAGAGGCUUAAGCUUUUUUGCAUGCCAGACAAGGAGGCUAUCUGUGUGGUCUGCCACACCUCAAGGAAACACAAACAGCACGAAUGCUGCCCUGUCAGCGAGGCUGUCGUAGAUGUGAAGGAGAAAAUGAAGUCUGCCCUCAGCUCAUUGCACGAGAAGAGGGAUGCUUUUGACAAAAUGAAGAAAAACUAUGAAGAUACUGUGGAAUACAUUCAGGUCCAGGCUCGAUUUGUGGCGAGACGGACCCGAGAGGAGUUUGAAAAGCUCCACAGCUUCCUUGACGCCGAGGAGGAAGCCAGGAUGGAGGCGCUGAGGGGGGAGGAAGAGCAGAAGAGUCGAGCGUUGAUGCAGAAAAUUGAAGAAAUUACCAGAAAUAUGGCAUCUGUGUCUGAAUCCAUCAGAGAUUUAGAGGAGGGGAUAGCUUUAGAGGGCAUCUCUGUCCUUCAUAAAUGCAAGAAGACAUUGACAAGAGCUAGCAGCCCAAUCGAAGAUCCAGUCAUGGCUCCAGGAGCACUCCUGGAUGUGGCCAAAUAUCUGGGUUCUCUGAACUUCCAUGUGUGGGAGAAGAUGCAUAAAACUGUCAAACUCACCCCAGUGACUCUGGACCCCAACACCGCUGCCCCGUGGCUCGUCCUGUCAGACGACCUCACCAGCGUCUGUGACAGCGAUGAGAAGCAGAAGCUGCCCGACAACCCGGAGAGGUUCGACCCCGACACCGGCGUACUGGGCCGCGAGAGCUUCACCUCAGGCAAGCAUGCCUGGGACGUCAAUGUGGGAGAUAAUACGGCGUGGGUUGUCGGCGUGGCUAAAGAAUCUGUCCAGAGGAAAGAGAAAGUGUCUUCAGUGCUGAAGAACGGCUACCUGAGUGUGUACUUUUACCACAAGAUGUACUUUGCGGGUACUUCUCCUUUAACAAGGCUGAACUUGAAGAGGAACCCACAGAGGAUCAGAGUGCAGCUGGACUGUGACAAGGGCAGGGUGUCGUUCUACGACCCACACGACAACACGCACAUCUACACCUUCAAGCACGCCAUCACGGAGAAAGUCUUCCCUUACUUCUGGGUCGGUUGUCAGCAGUGUCCCUUGACGGUGGAACCGCUGGAGGUUUCUGUGAAAGCGGUUGAAUAUUUGUGAAAAUGCAUUUCCUUUUCACAACUUUUUGCUUUUCUUCAGCACCAAAGGAGUGAGAACUUUUUUUUUUGAAUUUCACACCGUAAGAGGAGGGCGCUUUGAAUCUGAAAUCAAAUAAUCAGCACUUUGUCCUACAACCUUUUCCCAGUAAUGAAUACUUUGCCUGUACACCUUUACAUACUUUAGUUUGAUAUCUGCACUUUGAACUAUUAUGAAAGAUACUGCUAUUUCCUUAAAAUGUUUUUUGUUUGUUGCAAAAUUCAGUUUGAUAACAUAAUGUAACCAAAAAUAUGGCUGUUUAAAGGAAUUUAAAUUUGUAAAAUGAUUCUGAAUUGGCAUGUCAGACUAAAUGUUUUUAAGCCUAAUUGUGUAUAUAACUAGAUAAUUUAUAUAUAACUACAGAUAUUCGGCAAACGCUAAAUAUGCUUUAUGUGCAAAUACUAAUAAGAGUACUAAUUUACAAAUAAAUGAUUUGCAAAUA